Molecule: messenger RNA, 1716 nt
Organism: Mesocestoides corti
Lineage: Eukaryota; Metazoa; Platyhelminthes; Cestoda; Cyclophyllidea; Mesocestoididae
Source: the annotation of a GenBank genome assembly
AUGGAGGUGGAUUCUGAGGUAACUGGAGGGAAUUCUCCUAGACCUGAAUCUCUCACGGAAAAUGAGGUUCAGAUGCCUGUUAUGGUUUUGGCUGCGCAUACGCCUUGUAGAUCACCUGGAAAUGUGAAGCGCCAAAAAGUAGCUCCGGAGGUAUCAGUGGUGUCUGCCAAAGAGUUCAAGUCGCCACUGCCUCCAAAACGGAGUUGUCAACGACCUUCCACAUCGUCGCAAAGGCCGUCGUCCCCUCCGGCUGCUUCUCAAACACGCCAGGAGAAUAAGAAGUCCGAUGUAGAGAUGGCGCCAGUACUGGAACAGGUUGUCCGUCCACCUUCUGCCCCCCAGUCUGAGCCAACUCCCCAGGAAAGUCUUCGUCUUCAACAAGAAAAUUCCAAUCACGAAUCCGUUCCCGCCACCACUACCGUCGAGGCCCCGGCGUCCCAUCGUUGCUCGAGUCUAAUGACAGAGGAAAGCGGCACCGAAAACGACAUAGUGUCUCCCCUUCCAGAUGAAGAGCCGUCGUCGACGUUGGCCAGGCCUUCACCGAAGGAGGUUUUGGAGCAAACCCACCCGAUAGCUUCGACACCGGCUCCUGGUUUGAUUGGCUCUACACUGAGCCGUCUGACGCAGCGCAACACACCUUGGUCAAGCAGUGCCGGACCGUCCUGGUUGAGCCGCCUCGGUUGGUUCAACAACAACAACAACCAGCAACAACAACAGCAACACGCCAAAAAAUCCUUGAAGUCCGAAAACCCGAUGCCAACAGCAACUGGCGGCAAACUCACCAAACCGCUCUCAGCCUCGCGCCUACCCCACACUGGAAGGUUGAACAAAACCAUCGGGCCUCACAAAACCAAUAUUUCUGUCAUUGCCGAGACGUCCAUUCUCUCCGUCAAUCGUGCCAGCGGCCAAGCACACCGUGUCUCCACAAAUUCCCGGGUCCAGGCAGUGCUGACAAAGAAGCUGUCGACGGCGGAAGAACGGCGCCAGCGCGUGCUUGCCGAGUCGGCCGCACAGAAGGAGCGCCAGCGUAAAUUGGAGCAGCAGAAGGAGGAGGAGAGGCGAGCCAGGGCGAGGGCCAUGGACGCUCAUCGUCAGGCGGUGCGCGCGAACGCCGAGCGCGUGGCCCAGGAGAAACAGGCUGCCAGAGCCAGGAAAAUUGAGGCCGAAAUGCAGCGGAUGCAAAAGCUGAAGGAGAAGCCGUUGACAGCGAAAACAAGCAUGAACUCCCAGCCAGCGGCAUCCCUUAUCAAACCUCUGGCUCCCAUCUCCACCAACGUUCCGUCGUCUACGCAGUUCGCGAGCAGUAUUAGUAGUAGUAGUAACAACAGUAAAUACAUCAAAAACUUCGACUACGCCAGUAGUGCUGCAACGAUGCCCGCAAACGCCACCUCUCAAGGCCAGCCCCAGCCAGUUGCCAAGAAGGAAUCCCUGAUCUCCUAUGACCUAUCUGGUGUCCUCUCGGACUACAACUCCGACUCCGAGGAGGAGAAUCGACGCAAGAAAAAACCAAUUCCCUCGUGGGCCAAGCCAGGUAGCGCCGAACUGCUGCAAUGGGUCUCCAAGGUGUAUCAGGGUGAACUUCGGUGGCAAAAUGUCUUCCGCCCCGCUGAAAGCGUCCACUUCGACGAUGCCGACCUCUUUCAUGGCUUCAAAUUUCGCUCGCGUCCACGUGGAAGCAGCGCCGUCUGGCGUGAACCCCCUCAGAUCCCACGCUGA